AAUAGUACUGUAAUAUUGUGAUUACUUGAUUUUAUAGGUUAAUCGAAUUAAUCAAUGAAAAUACCUUCGAUUCAUUUAGACCGAAAUAGUUUGUUGUGAUUUUAAAAAUAUAUUAUGUAAAUACGAAGGUAUUAAUUAUCAAGUGUCAAGUAUCGAUUAACUCAAAAUGUCUCAAGGAAAGGUUGUUUUAAUGGCUUGUGGGAGCUUUAGUCCACCGACGUAUAUGCAUUUGCGUAUGUUUGAAAUUGCCAAAGAUUAUUUGCACUCAUUGGGUUUAGCAAAUGUCAUUGGAGGUAUAGUAUCACCUGUUCAUGAUGCUUAUGGAAAAAAAGACCUGGUAGCUGCGCAGCACAGAAUAGCAAUGUUGAAGCUGGCACUGCGAUCUUCAACAUGGAUCAAGAUAUCUGAUUGGGAGACGCAGCAGAAUGGCUGGACAAGAACGAGAAUCUCUUUACAGUAUCAUCAGGACAUAAUCAAUAGAUUUUUAACCAAUAUAUCAACAAUUGAUGACAUGGACGCACCUAACUGGCUGCCUGAUGAUAUACUCAAUGUGAACAAUAUGAACAGCGGGAAUAGUAUUGAUGAGCCUGAUAACUUAAUGGAAAGGUUAAAUGGUAACCGGGUUGAACGGGUUACUGUGAAACUACUUUGUGGCGCUGACUUAUUAGAGUCUUUUGCGACACCUGGAUUAUGGUCUGAUGAGGAUUUAGAAACGAUUGUGGGCCGCCAUGGAUUAGUGGUGGUAUCUCGGGCGGGUAGCGAUCCCGGCCGAUUUAUAUACGAGUCUGAUAUGCUAUACAAACAUAGGAACAAUGUGACUCUGGUGACCAACUACAUCGCCAAUGAGGUGAGCUCGACGGUUAUCCGGCGGUUAGUUCGACGUGGCGAGAGCGCCAAGUACCUCACAGAUGAUGCGGUGCUUGCCUACUUGCGGACCCACCGUCUCUAUGGCGCCACCUCCUCGCAGACUGAGUAUAACAUACUUAAUGAUCUUAUAGCUAACUACGACAAAAGAUCUCCUCAAGACGUCAUAAUGGCGUCUCCAGAAGAAACUAGCUUCAAAAGCAUACUAAUAUCGAUCAGAGACAAACCGUCAAUUGUCGAUGAAACAGUAACAGUGAAAAGGGCAAAGAAAACUAAUUUCUUAAUGCCAAAUAGUCACACAGAUUCGGUCAGUCCAAUUAUGGAUACGAUAAAACCAAAAAUGGCUUACGUAGACAAGGUACCAUCAAGUUACGUGCCAGGAAAGGCAGUUAAGAUAGUUAGCGAUAUAAAUGAGCAUGUCUUGAAGGAUGAAAAGGGAAGCGGUUGCCCGUUGUAGCUGACAUGUUGCGCGCGAACCGACGGCCAGUCGCCGUAGCGGGCUCCACGCGCUGCCACCUUGACGUUAAAGAUUUUUUUAUUUAUUUUUCGUUCCAAUGGAAUCGAGAGCAAUUGUGAAUAAAAUUGUUGUCAAUAGGUGCAUCAUUUACUUAUAUUAACAGCGUUUAUGCACUCUAUUACUGCAGGAACAGAAAAUUAGUGGUCAUUUGAUGGAAAGUGGUAAUUGGCGCUUUUAUAAGCACAAAUGUCAAAAAGCGUUGUCUCUCGUUUUGAAAGUAUACCUCUUGUUUUAGCGAUUGUAGAAUAUUUCUCCUACUAUGAAAUUUGUAUCGUAGUACAAGGAAUUUAUUGCUAUUUUGCGGUAAAUUAUGUAAAACGAUUAAAUUUAAGUGCAUCACUAUAUUAGAGCACCACUGGUGUGUAGGUAUAUAAAGGUGUUGGUCCUGUUAAAAUGUAUAGAUUAAUUUUAAAGACAUGAUGUUACAUAUUUCUGUUUGUUAUAUAUUUAUAUGUUGUAUGAAUUUGUUUUAAAUGUUUAUCAAAUUUGGUAAACUUUUAUACAAUUUAUUUACAUUUGCUCUCAUUCCCAUUGGAACGUGCCAUACAUACUACUAUAUUCAAGCCGUGUGCCCAUUGUAGGUAUAUGUAGUGAGACUAAAACAAAUAAAACAUACUUAUUUUUGAUUUUGGGAAUACUAAACAUUAGGUUGAAAUAUGUAGUCUCUUGAUAAUUGAUCCAAUAGAAUUCGAAAUAGCAUCUCAUUACUGUAUAUGCCCACUGCAUUCCUAGUAACUGAGAGUAAGUACAUACUAUGCUUUUAAUUAUGUUUAGCUAAGUCUCGUCAAAUACUGUGUAUUCCUACUGCAAUGCAGGAGCAUAGGUAAACUAGUAGUUACCCAUUUACUGUUUGAUCCAUAAAAAUUGAAACCACAUAAACACAACUAGUUACUAGUGUUUUGCAACAUUGUAUGAGAAUUUUAUAUAUAAUAAGAAGAGAAAAUCAAUAGUUAAAAUAGAUUUAUUAUUAUGCAUUUAACCUUUUUUGUAAAUAGCUAGCAUAGAAAGGGGUACUAUUCUUGUUGCUAGAUUGCUAGAUUAGUUGUAAAAUAAUUGUAAAUAACGCCCACGUCAGAAUUAAUAACAGUGUUUCGUGUUUACAAUACGGAUAGCAUCGGCUGGGACAGCAGAAAAAUGGGGGCUCGAAUUCUGUUGAUUCAAUCUAUCGGGAAUAUAAAUUUUUCGACCUAAUAUUUAGAAAUGAAUAAUAUUUUUAGAUGUCAUUUAUGCAUUUAGAAAUUUAUAAUGCUUAAUGUUUAACACUGUAAUAAUAGAAGUGUAUCUAAUUAUAAUUUAUAAUAUGUUUCGACACACGGUUUUUAGUUUCAAUUUAGUUUUUAAAUAAAAAAAAUGUUACAUAUAGGUACAUGUUGCGUAAAAAUUAACUGCAAAUAUUUGGUGCGGCCGUUCAGUGUAGUAACUAAAAUUAUAUUACAAUUUUUUAUUUUUGGUAAAUUCUUUAUAGUUUUUUUUCUGCUCCUUGUAUUAUUAACAUUGAUUGCCUACACUAAAGAUCGUUGUCGACUUAUGUCUUUGCCUUUGUGACUUAAAAAUUAGGUUAAUAAUAACAUAUGUAUUUUAAUUAGUAUAAUUUUUAUUACCUCUUCUCUAUCGCGUGCCUGCAUCUUUUCAAUUUCAUAAUAAAUAUUACUUUUUUUUAUAAUACCGUUAAAUUGUCUGCAGUUCAUUUUUAAACACCAUGUUAGAAUAAGCUUCUUAACUAGUAAUCUGUAUUUUAGAUAGUUACAGCAACUAGUGAUUUGUACACUUCCAAGAAUAUUUUUGCCGUUAUUAGUAGUUAUUAAUCUUUCUGAAAUACAGGCAACCAGACAUGGUAAGUUCUGUUUAAAUUAUGGCAUGGUUUAUUAGUGUUUAAUUAUGAAUAUUAAUGUUGCUAGUGUUAGUCAUAUAUUUGCAUGUUUAUAAAAUUGGUAUAUUUGUUUUAUUAUUAAAUUGCAAAUUUAUUAUAAUUACCAACAAUGUAAUCGUGGUUAUGUACUGAUUCCAUGCCUGCUGAUAUUAGGAAAGGUAGGCUCCAGAGUACUACUAAUUAAUAAUAAUAAUCAAAUUUUUAAACAUGUUUUGUCAGUGAACGCAAAAUGUGGCGGAGCCAUAAUUUUGUUUCAUCUACAUGACAUUUAUUAUACCGCUAAAAGCAAAUUCAAGGAUUUAAUUUAAAUUGAUUAAUUUAGAAUUUUAAACACUUUUUGAACGAAGUUUAAAAACUGGAUUAGAUUAAUCCUAGAAAUUGCAGUUGGUUCGCAUCUUGCUAUGUUAGAUUUCAAUGUGGUAAAAUGUGGGCAGUUUAAAAUCAAGCCUUAACCACCGAAACAGCAACGGACAGCCCUUAUUCUAAUUCCAUUGAUUACCUUCACUGCAACUAUCCAAAAUGUUUAUUUUUAAAUUUAAAUAAAUAAUUAUGUAUUAUAUAAUUAUGUCGAAAAUAUUCAACUAGUUUCAGGAACGGGAACUUUUAAGACUUGUUAGACAUUCCUCAGCGCAUAUUUUUAUCCUUCAAAUAAAAUAGGCAUGAAAUAUGUAUUAUGAAAUUAUGCAUUUCCAUGCUAUGCUAUAAAAGAGAGACAAGCGCGGCCUAUAAAUUUUUUUAAAAAAUAGGAAAACGGUUUAGAUCGUGCAAAAGUAUAUGGGAGUCUGCGAAUAAAUAAAAUUAACGUAAAAAUGUAGCACGUUCAUUGACAUUGUGUAGUGUCCGUGCUAUAUAGAGAAUAUUGUAUCCAAUUUCAUAGCGACGUACCUAACAAGUCGAAAUCCAGUGACGAACCUUGACACAUUAAAUAUGAAAUAAUAUAAAAUAAUGCCCUUGAAAUAUAUUCGAUAUAUAAUUAAAUAAUGAACUUUUGCUUCCUUUUAAUGCAUGCAAGCUUAUCGAUGUUUUAAUAUAGUAAUAGCGACAACUAUGUACUUACUAUUAUAAUGCAUUUUGGUCAGUUGAUUCAAGCAUAUGACUCAAAUGAUAAUGAUGAAAAAUAUAUUGCUGUGUUGUGUUGUACCAAGGUAUAGAGCAAUUUGUUGUUCUAUAUUGUCGUUUGUACAUUUCUUUUAAAUCUAACUCUAAAGGCAAAUUAAUCUACUUAUUUGUUUAGUACAAGAUAUCGGUCAAUGCUGUUUUUUUUUUUAUAUUCACACGCGUGGUUGUGUAAACUUUAACACACAAUAAUAACCGUAUCGUAUAUACCUAAAGGUUUAUUUUUCGUUUCUCUAGAGUACAUACAUACAUUGCAAUGAUGUCUUCUUGUAGAUUGUUAUGUAUCCAUUUAUUUACAAGAUUUAUGAUUAAAAAAAGAAAAGUAAUAUAAUCACGGUGUCAUAUUUAUAAUUUGAUUUGAAUAUAAAGAUAAAUUAAAUCAUGGAAUUUAAAGUUUUGUAAAUUACAUAUUAAAGUAGGUACCUAUCUACAUAUAUUUAAUAGUAAUAUUUAUUUUUCGUUAAGCUUCUUCUAAAAGAGACAAGAUCUUGUAAAGAAGCAUGAAAACAUUAUUCUGCAUUCUUAGUACAGCAUUAAUGAAAGGGUCCAUUAAAUUAUAGAAUAUGCUUGUUUAUUGCAAGUAAUGCCCAAUUUUUACCUUCAUAAACAUGCUUUUUUAUAUAAUAUAAUAAGGCAUAUUCAUUUUUUUUCUCUAUUUUCUCAGUAAAUAAGUAUGUGGUGGCAUUCUUUAAAAUCCUUAAUGAAAAUUAAAUAUUCUUGAACCGAAUAAAUAUGUAGAUGUAUAGGUAUUUAGUUAUUAUUUUUAAUGAAGCCGUAAUAAAUUUCGGCCUCUUACAUUAGAUUAGAAAAACGUAAAAGUCAUUAAAUGCAAUUCUAUGGCUAGGCGGGUAGUUGUGUGAUUUUGAGCAUUUAUACAUAUUAAAUAUGUACUUACUUUAAGGUCUGGCAUAAUGUUGUGUCACAAAAAAAUAUUCUUGUAUAUUUUAACUGGAAUAUAAAUAAUAUAAAAAAUAAAAAUAACUAAUUGUUGCCUAUUGCGCUUUUUACGUGUCUGAAUAAUAUUCCAUAAAAUAUUAUUAUUAUUGCCGCUCUAUUACUUUAAUUAUACUAAAAUUCUGUUAUUAUAAUAUGUUAUUAGAAAUUUUAUUAAGUACAGAUUGAGUGCACUGUAAAGAUAUUUUUUAUAUAAUAAAUUAUAAAGAAAUAGGUAUUUAAAAAUUUGUUUAAUAUUUGAUGGAUAAUACAGAUGGUAUCACUCUUACGGGAGGCGUAUUUUGACUAUUCAAUCAAUAUUGUAUUGGGAAUAAAUUUAUCUGUUGUAUUUGUUAAUAUUUAGGUUUUUUUCUAGUGACAUUUGUUGGUGCUGAAUUGUGUUCCAGAACAUUCUGGUUUUUCAUAUUCAGUAUAAUUUUUGAGAUCCUAAUUUGAGAACUUAUAUUGUUUUACAACGAUAUUAUAUUGCGCUUGUAUCGAUUAUCUUUAAAAUUAUUGUAAACUGAAAUUGCGAACCUUAUUUUUUUUUUAUUAAAAUCAGUUUUUAUUAUUUUUAGUUUUAAUCUAAUUUUGAAUUAUAUAUCAGUAAGAUUGGAAUUGUUAUUUGAAGCAUAAAUAUUGAUAGAAGCGUACUCGAUGACCGGCAACGACGUUUUCUAUAAUCCAGUUAAAAUUAUCGAGUAAGAAUAUUUUGUAUAGGUAAAUUAAUUUGUAUGGGUGGGAUACUGUUCCUCUAUUAUUUGUUAAGAUUUCUGGGUUGUAAUAUAGAUUUAUUUUUAUUAUUGUUAAGUAGCAAUGUUAUUUAUAUUAUUACAAAUUUAUCAAAUACCUACUAUAAUAAUAAAUCAUUUAAAAUAAGAAAAAUAAUAUAACACAUGUACCAUCUGUUAAAAUAAAUGUAAUACCCUAUAUUUAAAAUAAAAUUUCUUGUAACUAGGUGUAUUUCAUAUUUUUUAGUGAUACCUAGCAUUUUCAAAUCUGUAGUUUUUUAUUUUACAGCGCCAUCGUUUGACGUAUAAUGUAUCAUAGUACAUUUCAAUUUGAAUGUCAUAAAAAUACACAUCAUGGAGAUAGCUAUUAUCGCUUGUAUAUGAGUAUGUUUCUGUAUCACAUGUUAACAUUUAGAGACGCUCAAAUUAAAUGUCUUGAACAGAUAAUUAGAAAAUAAGAUUUGGAACAUAAUAUGUUCAUUAGUCAACUAGUCGUUUUAGGCAAGAGGGAAACGGAAUCCUUUGAUAGAAUCGUUUUGAUUAAUGUUCACAUGAGAAAAAAUAAGACGCGAAAUGUCACUGUAUUAUUAUUUCAUGGACUCGCUAGCGAUAACGACAUCACAAUAAAUCCGUUUGCCUCUUGUCCCGUGGACUGUAUCGAAUUAAAUAAAAACUGCAGCAAUUCAUCAACACUUAGAACAUUGUAUACAUUAAUGAUGUACACACAUGUGAUAUUUAUAUUUUUUUGUGGAUGGAGAUUUAACAUAAUCCGAUUCGUGACUGAUGUCUAAACAUGAGAUGUACUCGGUAAAUUAUAAAUCAGAAAAACAUUGUUAAAUCAGUUGAGCAAUUAGAAGUUACAUAUUUAAAAAAAAUAAUGAAUCGCCUCAUUAUUGUAUAAAUGUUCUAAGGGUAAAUUUGACUGAUAUUUUUGAAUUCAUAUUUCGUGUACAUCCAUACAUAUUUAGAACAAAGUCAUUCACUUGUAGUAAAUAUUAUAUUUGUGAAGGAAUUAUUUAUGUCUAUGUAUGGUUCUUAUUUCAAAAGGAUUUAUUUAUUUACAAUCUAACAAUUGUAACCAAUAAAUGAGCAUUUGAAAUGCUUAUUAAAAUUUUAUUUACAUAA
Messenger RNA from Galleria mellonella (greater wax moth), 7156 nucleotides. It is a transcript of the gene Nmnat, whose product is annotated as nicotinamide/nicotinic acid mononucleotide adenylyltransferase 1. The transcript has 8 exons. The coding region runs from base 167 to 1321 and encodes 384 amino acids. The record is from RefSeq and is a predicted model, not a curated record. Gene Ontology annotation, molecular function: nicotinamide-nucleotide adenylyltransferase activity; nicotinate-nucleotide adenylyltransferase activity. Gene Ontology annotation, biological process: NAD+ biosynthetic process. NCBI's taxonomy places the organism in Eukaryota, Metazoa, Arthropoda, Insecta, Lepidoptera, Pyralidae.